AUGGGGAAGGGACUCGGGAAAAUCUGGCAUCAACGGCUUUUCUGGGAUUUCCAGUUGUCUCCAGCCCCGGGCAGUAGCCCACCCACCUCAGUCCCGUGUUUUCCAUCUUCCUACAGAACUGCUCCUUCCUCAAGGUGCCCAUCGCUUGCUGCAAUGGCCAGCCUCCCAGUCACACCUUCUCCGGGUCCUCAAGGUGCCCACUCACUUCCUGCAGGGACUGGCCUCCCAGCCACGCCUUCUCCAGGAGGACUGAUCACCACAAUUCGGCAGGUCACUGAGUCCCUGUCCCCAGAAGCUGAAGCCAGCACAGCACUCAUUGCAGUUGUUAUCACCGUGGUCUUCCUCACCCUGCUGUCAGUCGUGGUCUUGAUCUUCUUUUACCUGUACAAGAACAAAGGCAGCUACGUCACCUACGAACCUGCAGAAGGAGAGCCCAGCACCAUCCUUCAGAUGGAGAGUGACUCGGCCAAGGGCAGGGAGAAGGAGGAAUAUUUCAUCUAAUGAUUCCCUGGCUCCGAGGAGCUUAUCCAGGCUCCAGUGCUAACACAUUGACUAUUUAAUUUAUUAGGUAAAAGUUUUAUCUGAAGCCAGUGAGAAGCAUUGAUUGGUAUGGGCAAACCUGAGCUCCUUCCGGGAGGAGGCCCAACUCCAUCACUGACGCCAGCAACCAGGCACACGGAGAAAGCUGCUUACGGCGUCUUUAGCCGGGCCUUUGUAAUACAGUGGUGUUUGUGGCUGACCAACAAGGUGGAGCUAUGCCAGGCAACAUCUGAGUAUGUGCCCACUCAUCUUCAAGUUUUUUCACAGGUCAAAGGGGAGGAGAGUUAGGGUCACUGGCUGCUCCUCUGUCCCCUACCUGGUCACCUGGUGACAGCCCCAGUGGAGGUAGUGUUCAUAGAAGUUCUUCCCAGAGGCUGGAUACCACAGUAACAGGCCAGGCCAGGAGGGGUAGGAGACUAUAUAGAGACCUUACCUCCUAAUGAAUGUGCACAUCCCUUAAUCUGAGCCCUUCCUUUCUGUAUUUCCCAACCUC
Messenger RNA from Miniopterus natalensis, 1033 nucleotides. RefSeq names its product small cell adhesion glycoprotein (gene SMAGP). Lineage: Eukaryota; Metazoa; Chordata; Mammalia; Chiroptera; Miniopteridae. The record is from RefSeq and is a predicted model, not a curated record.